Molecule: messenger RNA, 471 nt
Organism: Komagataella phaffii GS115
Lineage: Eukaryota; Fungi; Ascomycota; Pichiomycetes; Pichiales; Pichiaceae
Exons: 1
Coding region: 1-471 (156 amino acids)
Source: RefSeq, a predicted model, not a curated record
AUGGAUAUCAUAUCAAGUGAAGAGCAGAAUAACACACCUACGGGUCUUUUCCGCAGGGAGAUUUGCAGUGAGAUUGAGGGCAACACGGAUUACUGCCUAGAGAUGUGGAAGGUUUACAAUAAUAAAAAGAUCUAUCUGAGCAACUCACACAGAGUUUUGAAUCUGACGUGGAGGAUGACCAGUCUGAAGAGUAAACAGAUCAUGCAGAAACGAAACAGAGAGCACUACUUAAGCCAAUUCAGCGACCUGAGCAUGGGCUUGGAUCCUUUGGGGUUCUUUAACGAUGUGAGUAACUGCGAGCAGUUUGGAGGCAUCAUUGCAGGAGGCAUCAUCGAGGCAGGUCUCAUUGAUGACAGUUUUAUGGACGAGGGUAACGACGACAAUGGUUCGAAUGGCUGCUCCCGCUGCUCUGAUUGUGGCAACCUUGUCUGCAUAUGUGCUGACUUUGAGUGGAUGAAGUUCGGAAGGUGA